Anastrepha obliqua is the source of this 7314-nucleotide messenger RNA. RefSeq names its product mitogen-activated protein kinase kinase kinase (gene slpr). Gene Ontology annotation, molecular function: protein binding; JUN kinase kinase kinase activity; ATP binding. Gene Ontology annotation, biological process: protein phosphorylation. The record is from RefSeq and is a predicted model, not a curated record. The transcript is spliced from 9 exons. NCBI's taxonomy places the organism in Eukaryota, Metazoa, Arthropoda, Insecta, Diptera, Tephritidae. Bases 792 to 4994 code for a protein of 1400 amino acids.
CAUGCAGUAAAUGAAGAGGAAGGUGAACCGAAAAGCAGCAGUUUAGAACGAAGAAUUCCAAAUGACUUAAAUUUGCACAAAAACGCGAUAAAUUCUUAAUUAGACUAAUCGAAAACGCAACGCUUGCGUGUUAACAAAUAGAAAUAACUAAAUUUUAUAAAAAUAUUAAAAAUAAAACGACGCGAAUUCGAACGAAACCAAAGUGCUUCACAUGAAAUAGGGAAAAUAUAAUUUCUCUGCUGCACGACGACGACGACGAAGCAAAAAAUAAAAAGAAAGGCAAAGAUAAAAAUAAGAAUCUGUGACAAGCGCUGGAGCAGAUAUCCAAAUCCAAUCAUAUCGGUGGUAACGCGUGAUAAGGAAACGGAUUUAACGAUAUAUAAACAGGGAGGCACAAUUUUUUGCGAUCGAAUUAUAAUAAAUUUAUGUAUAUAUACUACAUACGUAUAGAGAGAAGGUUAACCGCAGUAAAACAAGACGACAUUAUCCAAGAAGAACAAGCCCAAAACGGAGUUGGGAACAAAAAACAGAGCUCAGUUACUGCUGUCUGGUUGGACGGAUAGGUCAGUCCACAGCGUCAGUGGGAAAGACUGAUUGCGUAUACUCCAGCAAGUUUCACGCCACGUACCUUAGCGGCGCUAAAACCCGAAUGGCUGCUCACAAGCGGAGGCACAGAACACAUACCACAUAUACAAUAUCGUCUGGCGUUAGAGGACACUAGACAACCUCACCCGCUUUGGCUCUACUUUUUGUUAUUUUUGUCUUUCGAAUAGCACUUGUCAACUACUUAUAUGCCAGCGCACCGUUUAAGUAAUAACGAGCAAUCGCCACUGCAAACUAAACCAAUGCUCUCCAUCAACGAGGAGCAACAGCAUACGGAAGCGUUGCACGCAACACAGCGUAACCAAAUCGAUGGCAAUGGCGAGGUGCAUCAUGCUAAUGGCAAUGUCAGCGGCACGAGCCAACAACAGCGCCAGCAAACUGCUAGCAGCAACAACAGCAGCGCACACGAAACACCACAUUUGCCGCCAUUGCCUGACGGGCCACUAUGGUCGGUGCUAUACGAUUAUGAUGCGAAAGGCGAAGAUGAGCUUACGCUGCGACGCGGUCAAAUUGUGGUGGUGCUGUCAAUGGAUAGCAAUAUUUCAGGCGAUGAGGGCUGGUGGACGGGCAAAAUCGGUGAUAAGGUCGGCAUUUUUCCCAGUAACUUUGUGACAGACCAGGAUCCUAUGCUGCCAGAUGUACCUUCAGCCAUUGGCGAUAUACAACCACAGGAAAUCGACUAUGCCGAACUUGAAGUAGGCGAAGUGAUUGGUGCUGGUGGCUUCUGCAAAGUUCAUCGUGGAUAUUAUAACGGCGAAGAGGUUGCGAUUAAAGUAGCACCGCAAGCUGGACCCGACAUUGAGUCAAAUCGCGAAAAUGUGCUGCAGGAGGCGAAACUAUUCUGGGUCGUCAAACACGAAAAUAUUGUGGCACUGCGCGGGGUCUGCCUAAAGCCGCCGGAUCUCUGUCUGGUAAUGGAGUAUGCGCGCGGCGGCAGUUUAAAUCACAUUCUAGCUCGUGGCAAAAUACCACCCGAUGUGCUGGUCAACUGGGCGAUACAGAUUGCACGGGGCAUGAAUUACCUGCACAACGAAGCGCCCAUUUCGAUCAUACACCGCGAUCUGAAAAGCUCAAAUGUGCUCAUUUUGGAAGAAAUCAUCGGAGGAAACUUGCACAACAAAAUGCUGAAAAUCACUGACUUUGGAUUAGCCCGCGAACUUUACAACACAACACGCAUAUCAACGGCGGGCACUUAUGCCUGGAUGCCGCCGGAAGUGAUAAAAAGCAGCACAUACUCCAAAUCAUCGGAUGUUUGGAGCUAUGGAGUGCUGCUGUGGGAGCUCAUUACAGGCGAAACGCCAUAUAAAGGUUUCGACUCGUAUUCAGUUGUAUUUGGCAUUGCGGUAAACAUGCUGACGUUGCCUAUACCGAAGACUUGCCCGGAGGCGUGGGGAAAACUCAUGAAAAGCUGCUGGGAGAAUGAUCCUCACAAGCGUCCGGGUUUCAGAGACAUACUGACAAAGCUCGAAGAUAUUGCACGUUCAGGUUUCACACUAACGCCACAGGAGUCAUUCAAUACUAUGCAAGAUGGCUGGAAAAAGGAAAUAGCCGAGGUGCUGCACGAGUUGCGCUUGAAAGAAAAGGAAUUGCGCACCAAAGAGGAACGCUUGAAUCGUGUUCAAAGCGAACAGGACGAACAGGCCAUGAAUCUCAAACGAUUCGCCGAGCAUUUGAAGCUGCGUGAAAUGGCUUUAAUAGGUCGAGAGCUUCAAAUAGCACAACAAACACCCACACCAAAUCGUAGGCGUGGCAAAUUCAGUAAAGUGAAACUCAAGCUUCUUAAAAAAAACGAAGUGCAAAUUUCACUUCCAACAGAUUUUCGGCACACAGUGACGGCGAUACACGACAAACCAUUGACUGAUACCCCACCUGGUUCGCCAGCCAUUUCCCAGCUGCGCAUUGUGGCACUGACACCGCCUCAGUUGCCACCCGACGGUUAUAAAGGCAAGACGUGGGGCCCCUCGACGGUGCACCAGCGCGAGCGUCCCCACCUGCCUGCACUACUCGCCACCGAAUGGCCCAGCCCAGCCUCGACGAACUCUUUGUUCAGCAAGAGUGCGCCCAAUCUCGACAAGAAGGCCGUACGGCCCAAUCAGCUCCACUACGUGCAUCAUAACCAUCAACAUCAGCACAACCACCACCACCAUCCGCUUCAUCACCAUCAUUCGCCUCACCAUCAUCGGCUCCAACAUUUGCCGUCGCAUCAUUCGCACGCUCAUCAUAUCGACUACAAAUUCGGCUCGAUGCCGUGCUCGCCCACUUCGCCGACGUAUGCAUCCGAUGCUUGCAUCGGCUACAACGAGUCAGGUAUUUGUAUUAUAAGGAAUUACAACAAAAACAACAGUACCAAUACUACACCAACGCAAACACCAACUACAACAACAAUGAUAACAGCAGCGACGGCAACGUCCGCAAACAACAAUAUGUCCAACUCCUCGCCCUGCUCGAAAUCAUUGAACUCAUCGCUGGUGACGUUCCCAUUACUCAAUAAUACAAACGAACAUCCUCAUGCCACUUCAAUCAUAAAUAUUAAUAACAAUAAUCCUCAUCAGAAUCCGCAUCUGCAACAUCAACAUCAUAGUAAUAGUAAUUCGAGCAAUAACAGCAAUAGCAACAACAGCGGUAAUAUUGCCACCAACAACUUCAUAUUUGACCCCAACAUUCAUAAUAAAAACAACAGCAACAACUAUAACUAUACGAAUAGCUAUAGUAGUAGUAAUACAAGUACUAGUACACUGAUCCAAAAUAAUAGCCAUAGUAAUAGGAAUAAUGGUAAUAACAGUAACAAUAACCACAAUAACAGUAAUAAUAGCAAUAAUAGUACUAGAAAGGACUCGGGCAGCACUAUUAGUGUGAAAAGUCUCAGUUUAUGUAGCAAUAAGAAAUUGAAAGCACAGCAACUGCAUCAGCAGCAGCAAUUCCUACGGCAGCAAAGCCCCCAACUGCCACCAGUGGCUCGCAGCCAAGAGGAUGGCUUGGACAUGCCGGCACAGUAUCCCUGUUCGCCGCUGUCAUUGUGGCAAUAUCAGUUCGUGCCAGCCCCAGACUAUCCGCCAUCGGAUCAAAGCGAUACGGAAACCGAACCGCCUACGCCCACGGUCAGCUGUUUCCCAUUCCGCAAAGUGUCGCCAGUCACGCAGCAUCCCAUAUCGCCGUACCCCUACCAUGACCGUAGUCCAAUGUCCGAGCAUGCAAUCAGCGGUUUUAGUAGCCUCGGUAACAGCCCGGCUGUCGGCCGCAAAAAACUAUCGCUCGACAGCGAAUUAUCGGCCAUCGAACGUGUGCAAAAACGAGUACAGCAGCAACAGCAAGCGAAAAUGAUGCCGAUCGUUAUGCUACUGUCUGAUUUUGACAAGCUAGCGCCACAGCCGCUGCACAGCAACAGCGCCGCUAGCAGCUCAACUAACCUCAUUAACAAACCGAAUGACCCAACAUACGAUCGCGCUUUCUACCAUGAAAUGCAAAAAUCAUUGGAGGAAAUGUUCACUCUGCCAACUGGCAGCCGUUUCGGCAGUCAAUGCUCGGAGCGUCUCAACUCAAAGUCCAGCGGCGAUUUGACCAAGUACAAUUCGACCUCACGGCUCACUGAGGAGGCCGUCGACUAUGAGCCGAACUACCGCUUUCAACGCAACGCGUCUGGCUCACAAUUUCCACGUCAGUGUUUCUUCCAGCAGCCAACAAACGCCAGCGACACCGUCGAUGAUGUAUCGCAUGCGAGCGGCUCACAAAACGCUUCAUUCCGUUCGCAUUCGGGAGAUGAACACUUCAAUUCAAUAUGCUCCGACCAGUCGUCAUCUAUAGACACAACUAAUUCUACACAAACGUCGCGCAAAUCGUCCGUCACCUUCCAGCUGAACUCGUCCGCCUCGCAAAGUAACUCGUGUACCUCUAACGAUGACCAAGUGAGCAACGCCAUUGCCAACGCCAAUCAAUUAUUUAGCUUUUCAACAACCCUCAAUUCCACCGAUACGGACGCGUCGCAUUUCCACACAGACACCGAACAAUUCAUCAACACCGCAACGCAAAAAACGCCGCCUAGCGCAGCAGCGGUCAUGCCGAAAAACUCGUUGUUGCAUGGCUUAAAGCUGCAGGAUGUACAGCCGGCGCCAGAAGUGCUGCGCAUGCAUCAAAGUUUGCUGUUGGCGCAAGAAGCGAAGGCACGCAAACACAAAAUGCAGGCGAAGAAGAGCAGCAGCAAAUCGAAGGAGUCGGGCACGUCGGCAUCCCUCCAGCACAAAGUGCAAAGCAUCCUGAAUUACUUUACGUUGCGCAAAAAGAAGUCGGAAAGUGAAUACAAAUUAUUCGAAAACGCCAACUCGGAAUUCGUGCACGAAACACGCAGAAAAACGAAUGCGAGGGCGAAGUCAUGCGAGCAAUUGGAGUGCGUUUAGCGGAUGGGGAGUGGAAGAGCGAAGUUGAAGGGAAAAAGAACGUGACCAUAGCAAAUACUAGGAGUGUUGAAGGGAAUUACGUAUACAUGAGGAAUCAAUUUGAUGUGAGGACGGAAAGUGGCGAAGAAGCGCGAGAGUAUUCAAAAGUGGACAGUGAAAUAUGUGAAUUUUUAGUGCCGCUAUAUAAAGCCGGAUUGAAAGCCAAGACAAUUGGAUGAAGUUCGAUUUUACGGCGCAAUUUUAACUGCAGAACUUAGCGCAUAACGGCGAAUGUAUGCACAACCACAUACCGGAAGUAAAGAUUUUUGGAUUUCAUAAUCUGUAUGCGCACAAACUAAUAAAUAUUUACUUGAACGUGUUGUAGUCGUUGGCGGUGCAUGAAAAAAGCGUCUGAGCUUUUUACGCUUGCGCGUAUUCCGAGACGUUCGAACCAGUGCAUGUGUAUUUCUGUGCAUUUAUUUUUUAACCUGAAAAGCAAACAAGCAAAUAAACAUUCUUAGCAUGAAACCGUGGCCGCGGUGCAUUUGGAUAAACAGGCGCUAUAACCGCUGCCAGGCGAAUGGCCCAGUGGGCUUCUCAAACAUGGAAUUGCAAAUUGAAUGAUGGAAAAUUCUUGGAGAUAUGCAAAGCAAAUACAAGUGCAUUCAAUUAAGUUAAAUUGUAGCAUAACAAAAGCAAGCAAAAAUAUCUAGUUUCUAAGCUUAAAAUAUAAGACUUUAGUGCCUCAGAGAAAACUGAAACAGGAAAAAAAUGAAGUGAAAUGUUUAACCAUUAAACGCAGAGAAAACCGAUGUUAGCCAAUAUGGACUGUGUAAUUGGAUGUACUUUAAGUAAAAAAGUACACAGACCCAUGCAUACAUACAUGUAUACACAGACAUAUCCAAAUGUUGAUCAUCCACCAACAGCCGUAUUUCUUGAGCUACACACGCCACAGCUUCGGUGCGAAAUACGGUCGUCUCUACAUUUUAAAACCGUUGGCGCUGAAAUUUUUGCAUAAUUUUUAAGUAAAAAAAUUUAUCUUAUCGCUGCUUUUUCUUAAAAAACAAAAACAAGUCUUAUUUAUUUUUAUGUUUAAAAAAUUGUCCAGUCAGUUUUUGUUUUUUUUUUGGUUGCAUGCAAACCAUUGCAAUUUUUUAGAUUUUUUUCAAUGUAUUUUAUUAUAUUUUUCUUUGUUGGAAAAACUGUGAUCACAAAAUGAAGCAAAGUAAAGCAAAUUUGUUAAUUUUAUGUAAAAGUUGUGCAAAUUGUCCCAUUUUUUAUUGUAUGAUUUCUAAUGCGCCCCCAAAUUUAUAUUUUUAUUUUAUAUUUUCGUUUUGUCAGUGCCAAUCCGCAAUAGGUGACAUCACAAAAUUGCAACAAAUUUUGUUGAUAUACAAUUUUUUAGAAAUUUACUACCGAAAAUUAUUUAUUAUACACAAAAUUAUUUUCCAAACGAUUGGCUUGAACUGGGUAUUAUUUUACUAAGUAUAAAAUUAAUGUUUUUGUUGUGAACAUUUAAAAAAUAUAUAUAUGUAUAUACAUAUAUGUAAAUUUUUAUUUAAUUUAUGGCUUGAAAAAUUUUAACUUUGCAGCAAAUUGGCGAUGUGUGUAGUCGAAAAGCGAGUGAAAAAUAGUACUUGCCCUGUAAAAACAAAAAUCUCGAAACUAAUGGCGAAAAAUUUCCAUCGAAUAAUCGUCGCUUGAGUUUUCGAGUUUCGACUGUAUUUGAGUGCGUUCAAUGGCGGGGGCGGAGUGUGUAUUGAACGGUUAUUUUUCAAAAGAUUUGGCAAAUGUCGGCACACCGGAUUGUACUCGUACAUAACAAAAAUCGCCGUAACCUUAAGCUAAACUGCUCAAAGCGUUUCACAUUUCGUCUUAACUUUUUUUUCCUAAGCCACCUUUAAUGAAAAUAUUCGGUUGAGGUCAUACUUGAGAAGACCUUAGCAAAUCUUUGUAAAAAAAACCGCCGCUUUCCCCGCCUACGGGCCAUUCAUUAAUUGCACACACUUUGGCUUUAUUUAGUUUAAAUUUUUAGCGUUAAAAAAUUCUAUUAUUGUGCCUGCUUUACAUAGCCCUGACUUUUGUUUUUCUACCGUCUCUUAUGUAUUGCGACAUCUUUUAACCACUACAUUUACAAUGCAAUUUUUAAAUGCUUUACAAUUUUCGUAUAAUUGAAAUUUAAGCUACGAAAAUAUUCCAUUUUAUACCAUAAAGCAAAAUUAGUAGCGAAAUAAAGUACCGUAAGCCCCUCGAAAGUUUAUAAAAAAAUUACAAAAACACUAAAAUAAAUUUCAAAAAACAAGCAAUAAAUAGUUUGUACUUUAGUUUUAUUUACAAUUAA